CAACCGGAUUAUUCUGGAUUCUAGUACAAUUGACAAUAUCGUUUUUGAUCGUGUUUGCAUUGUGAUUUGUGCGAAGUGAUAAUGUGUGACAUCAAACAGAAAUAAAAAAAAACAAUGUACAACCGACUUUUGGGUUAAACUAAUCUGUGUUUCAAACACAAAAAUGGACGUGUGUGAUUAUUUACAUGGAUAUCUGAUUGAGACGGUGUUGUUUUAAGAAAUGGAUGACUGCCUGAUACAUCCAUUUAGAGUGAAAACAAAAACAGUCAUAGUCAGCUUAGGAUGGAUUUGAUAACGGACUUGUCGCCUCUGAGUCCGGGGCUGAUUGACGAGCUGGAGGCCUACAUGGCUCCCGUCGGGGAGGGCUACGCGCCACAGCCCCUGGAGACCAGGAGGAUGGGAAGCCACCAGCUACCAGAAAGUCCACCAGACUCCGGCUCAGAGAAUCCCUACAGCCCUUCAGAGCAAGUUCAACACGCGAUAUCACAUACGGUCCUUGGGGGCGAAUACAUGCUGGUCCAAGACCAUAUAAACCACGAAAUACUACAAGAAGGCAACUAUAUCUACGAGGAACUCAAAUCUGAUAAUCUUGACCACGAUGUCCUAAGAGAUAAUCUUAAUAAUGUAGUUGUAUUGCCGGCGGAUAAUAUGGUCGAACUUGGUAUAAGAGCGGUGAGGAAUGAUUUGGUUAUAGAUCCGUAUCAGACGAGGUAUAAUCAGAUGAGGGUGGACAUGAAUGAGCUGGAUCAAGGUCUGAUUAACCCACAGCUGGUGGCUUUGGGUCAUGAGGCUUUGACGCCUGUUUAUACUAAUUUGCAAGAGCCUAAUGCUAAAAAACGGAAACAUUCUCAGGAUGCGAAUUCUCAAGUUAAAUGCGAACCAGCGGCUCUGUCGCCCGAAAGCGUACCUCACCUCAGGGCAGCUCCUCCGUCCGUGGACGGAUCAGAAGCUGGUGAUGAUACUCCGCUGCAGUGCAUUAGGUUCUCCACAUUCCAGCAGAACUCUUGGCAUACGCUGUUCGAUGGCAGUUUGAAGCCUUUGCCCAUGAUCUCAUACGUGGUUGGAGCGGACAAGGGCUUCAACUACUCCCAAAUAGACGAGGCAUUCGUCUGUCAAAAGAAGAAUCACUUCCAAGUCACCUGCCAGAUUCAGACUCAGGCUGACGCGCAUUACGUGAAGACCGUUGAUGGUUUCAAGAAGAUUAACAGCUUCUGUUUACACUUCUAUGGUGUUAAGGCAGAAGAUCCAACUCAAGAAGUACGGGUGGAACAGAGUCAGUCGGACAGAACGAAGAAGCCAUUCCACCCAGUGCCCGUGGAACUACGUCGCGAAGGCGCCAAAGUGACCGUUGGCCGUCUCCACUUCGCGGAGACCACCAACAAUAACAUGAGGAAGAAGGGAAGACCUAACCCAGACCAGAGACACUUCCAGCUGGUGGUGGCCCUCAGAGCCCACACGGCGCACGCUGAGUUCAUGAUAGCCGCUCACGCCAGCGACAGGAUCAUAGUGAGAGCAUCGAACCCGGGACAGUUCGAGUCGGACUGCACGGAGAACUGGUGGCAGAGGGGGGUUUCAGACAACAGCGUCCAUUUCAAUGGCAGAGUUGGCAUAAAUACUGACAGGCCGGAUGAAUCGUGCGUUGUUAAUGGUAACCUCAAAGUGAUGGGUCGUAUACUUCAUCCAUCUGACGCGCGCGCAAAGCAUAACAUUCAAGAGUUGGACACGGCACAGCAGUUACGGAAUGUUCAGAGUAUUCGUGUAGUAAAGUUCAAUUACGACGCCUCAUUCGCUGAGCACUCGGGUUUGCUCGGCUAUGACCCCACUGCGUCGGCGCCGCAACAGGACACCGGGGUCAUAGCGCAGGAGGUCAGGAGGGUCAUACCGGAAGCCGUUAAGGAGGCAGGCGACGUGACCUUGCCUAACGGGGAUACUAUACCGAAAUUUUUGGUUGUUAAUAAGGACCGCAUUUUCAUGGAGAACAUUGGCGCUGUGAAGGAGCUGUGCAAGGUGACAGGGAACCUGGAGUCCAGGAUCGAUCAGCUGGAGAGGAUCAACAAGAAACUGUGCAAGUUCAGCAUUUUACAGCGUAGGGACAGUUCAAGGUCCAGCGUCAGCAAUGACUCCCGUUACUCGGCCAUUUCGUGCGUCUCGAAAAUCCCCAGCGAUGGCAACAUUUCAAUCGACCACAUCCGCGACAUCGCCCGCAACAUUCGCAAACACGAGUGUUGCCACAAACUCAGCCACAACUCCCCGAAAUACACCCGAAAACAGUGCAAAAACUGCCAGGGGAAUUCCAAAUAUGGGAAAUAUUAUAAUUACAAUAAAACAUGUGUACGCUAUCACACAACUAAGGAUGAGAAAAUGGAAAAUCUCGAGCCGAGAUACGUGGAGAGUGAAGUGGAUAGGAUCGAUAAGUUGCCAGAGGAGAAUUAUAAUACGGUCACAAAGAAAAAAGAUUAUCUGUGGCCGAGGGAAGAUGAUUUUUCGUAUGGCAACCCCAGAUUGCCUUUUUGCUGUAGGAAGGAGUAUGAUGCGAAUAAUGAGUUGAUUUCGAAUAAGUUCUUACAGAUUGUUAUUACGAUAUUGAUUUUCAUUAUGGCCGUAUGCCUUGUGGUGAUGUCGGCCUUAUACUUCCGCGAACACCAAGAGCUUCUUUCAAUAAAAGAGACGCGACUUCACGAGAAAUACAGCAAUUAUCAGCAUUACAACAAGUUUAACGUCAACAACGCGAUCAGAGCGCCGUCUGACGCCAACCAGAUAAAGAAUUCAAAACCGCUGGGUAACGAAUCGAAGAAGACAUUAAAAGAUAAAGGACCACAUAAGACAACUCAGGAGUACACGACCAGUCCACAGCAGCCACCUUCCACCAGCACCACCACGAUACUACUGCACACUUCUAGGAGUUAUCUGAACAACUACAUCAGCAACAAUAUCGAGCAAACCUCCCAAGCGCCGUUAGAACCGCCCCUCGUAUCGUCACGCACGUCUGACGUCAUCGGCGCUGGAUGCGCCUACCCUAACAUCAAUGAGCUGGACCCUGAUUGCCAGACGUCAUGCGGUAUAGACGCGCCACAAACUUACGAGACCCAAGAAGCUGACAGGACGAAAUCUGAAAAGGACAAUGAGACAUUCGCCAAACCUAUUGAACCAUUCAAAGAGAAAUUACCCAACAUACCAGAUACGCCUGAGAAAAAUAACUCUGAAACAUUAAAAAUAGAUGAAGCGUUGAAAGCACAAUUGCAUGAUGAAAUAAUAGCUGAAUCGAAUCUUCUAGAAUCGAAACAGAAUGUGACUGAGGGCAGGAUGAAGAGGGGAGUGAGUUUUGGGGUGAAAAGGGUUUCGAGACAGACGAGCCAGGCUGUGUUGAAGGGCUCGUCUGAAGAAAUGAAUUUGAGUGAAUCAGAAUGCGACGAAGUCAGUGUCGGCAUAUCGAGCCAGUCCAUCACCAACGCAUCCCUGUUCACAGAGGAGGUCUGCCCCGGUGUCUCCCACAUAUAUAACUACACAGUCAUCUUGUCUCACUGUCUGAACCAUAAGAACAUCGAUAUUAUAUUCAGGUCAACGAAACACAACCACUUCCAAAGGUGCGACUUUCACGACUGCAACCACGACGCGAACUGCCGUAAGUUGGUGCUGACUGCGGAUAAGUGGUCUGCGAAAAUGCCGUUACAUGCCGAUUGUAACGUGGACAGCGUCAUGAGGAUUAGGACCGCCGUGGUGCAUAUUGAUGAUAUUUGCAGUUUAACCCCGAAGGACAAGAUAAAUUAUCUGGAAUACAACAUUCGAUUGUAUAGGGACUGCCAAAAUUAAAA
Messenger RNA from Amyelois transitella, 3812 nucleotides. RefSeq lists its product as uncharacterized. Gene Ontology annotation, molecular function: DNA-binding transcription factor activity; sequence-specific DNA binding. Gene Ontology annotation, cellular component: nucleus; endoplasmic reticulum membrane. The record is from RefSeq and is a predicted model, not a curated record. Lineage: Eukaryota; Metazoa; Arthropoda; Insecta; Lepidoptera; Pyralidae. Gene Ontology annotation, biological process: protein autoprocessing; positive regulation of DNA-templated transcription. The transcript is spliced from 20 exons. Bases 283 to 3810 code for a protein of 1175 amino acids.